AAAAGAAAAGAAAGAAAGAAAAGAAAAAAAUGGCAAUAAUAUAAUCCACUUGCUUUGCGAGACCAUUAAGAAGAUUUUGGUAAAUAUUAGCUAAUGUACAGCUCGAUGCUUGCUAUUAAGAUUUACUGAUUUCAAUAGAAAGUAACCUAAAAACUGUGCUGCUUACAUAACCCAGACAAAAGGGCCAAUCUCUACUCACCUAAUAGUUCAAAAAAUACAUAUUGGCUCUGUGUGUGGUGGGAUUAAAGGCCAUUGUCUAAGCAAAGCAGGAUAUGGACUGUGUUAUAAUGGGUCUGCCGUGUGAAUGAUGGGUUUGGUCAGAGGAUGAAUUUAUCCUGUAUUCUUGCAUUCUCUAGGUUUAAUUCUUCUCACUCUUUGAAUAAAUACAUCAACAGCACUGGCUAGCCCAGUACAUGGACAAAAUACCUUCAGUACACGCCAGAUUUUAGAAAACAAAUCCAACAAUAAAAGCUGCCUUUAAAUCUCCGUUUCUUACGUAACAGGGACGUUGUAUAGAGAGAUUAACAAGGUAUCUCGUUUCUUCCUGGUGUGAUCUUAUUUUCAUCUUACAAAUAUGGACUUAUACUUAUCCAUGUCUAUAUAGUCUCCUGUAUCUUUGUGAACACUUGGAAAUCUCAGCGUGCUUCUGGGAAUAGGCUGGGAGAUUGAUGAUAACUAAUUGUUUCUGGUGAGAGUUAUUCGGACGGAGCAAGAGAGCCGUCGAGCGUGGCAAAGGAGAGGAGGGAAACGCCAGAACAGAACCCAUGCCUGCUGCCCGGGGACCUCAGCUGGUGGUUUGUCAUGUCUUAGCAUGACGGUAUUCAAGGCCAUGUGAGGUCUGGGGAAAAAAAUACAUAUUCAGCUUGGGGCUUGGUCUGGGAACCACCAACUGCCUUGAUUUAAACCGCACGACUCCACUAUCCAAUUAACGUUUCAGGCUAAUACACAUUAGCAUCAGUCCACUGGCCAAAGCCCACAAUAAAUUAGGCUGGGUUUAAAAGAAAUCAGCCUGCGUGCAGAGACCAACUCCCAACACUGCUUCCUUGCUUUUCCCAGUUGUGGAUGCUUCGGGUCAGAAAAUGUUUAAGACGUUGAUCCGGGUGUUGACCGAAAGAAUGUUCAAACGAGUUCGGAAAUGGUUUAUCACUCGAAUUUGGGGGCAUUCUCGGCGAAGAGCGAGGCUGGUCUCCAAAGAUGGAAGGUGCAACAUUGAGUUUGGCAACGUGGAGGCACAGUCAAGGUUGAUAUUCUUUGUGGACAUCUGGACAACCGUGCUGGACCUCAAAUGGAGAUACAAAAUGACCAUCUUCAUCACAGCCUUCUUGGGGAGCUGGUUCUUCUUUGGUCUUUUGUGGUAUGCCGUCGCUUACAUUCACAAAGAUCUCCCGGAGUUCCAUCCUCCCGCCAACCACACGCCCUGUGUGGAACACAUUAAUGGCUUGACCUCAGCCUUUCUGUUUUCUCUGGAAACGCAGGUGACCAUCGGCUAUGGAUUUAGGUGUGUGACGGAACAAUGCGGCACUGCCAUUUUUCUGCUUAUCUUCCAGUCUAUCCUUGGAGUCAUCAUCAAUUCUUUCAUGUGUGGUGCCAUUUUAGCCAAGAUCUCCAGACCUAAAAAACGUGCCAAGACCAUCACUUUCAGCAAGAAUGCAGUGAUCAGUAAGCGGGGUGGGAAGCUUUGUCUCCUGAUCCGAGUGGCUAAUCUUCGGAAGAGCCUCCUAAUUGGCAGUCACAUAUAUGGAAAGCUUCUGAAGACCACCAUCACCCCCGAAGGAGAGACCAUUAUUUUGGACCAGAUCAAUAUCAACUUUGUGGUUGAUGCGGGGAAUGAAAACCUGUUCUUCAUCUCUCCAUUGACAAUUUACCACAUUAUUGAUCACACCAGCCCCUUCUUCCACAUGGCAGCAGAAACCCUUCCCCAACAGGACUUUGAAUUAGUGGUGUUUUUAGAUGGCACGGUGGAAUCAACCAGUGCUACCUGCCAAGUCCGGACAUCCUAUGUCCCAGAAGAGGUGCUCUGGGGCUACCGUUUCGCUCCCAUUGUGUCCAAGACCAAGGAAGGCAAAUAUCGAGUGGAUUUCCAUAACUUUAGCAAGACGGUGGAAGUGGAGACACCUCACUGUGCCAUGUGCCUUUAUAAUGAGAAAGAUGCUCGAGCCAGAAUGAAGAGAGGCUAUGACAACCCCAACUUCAUUUUGUCAGAAAUCAACGAAACAGAUGAUACCAAAAUGUAACAGUGGCUUUUCAACAGGAGUAAAGCAAAAUCAUGAAGAUUCCUAGUGACUAGAAGCAUUAUGAAACAAUCAGCGAUUUGGGGGGCAUGAAAGUAGAACAAGAGCCCCUAAGGUCUCCUGGCAUGGUGCCCCUGGACCCCUUAACCCUGAUGCUACAAGACAUAGCUCUGCAAAGCAACUGCAUGAGAGCGUGUACUGGGUUGAUAGGAAACUGGAAAUGGAAGUCAUAGGAACUCACAGAACAUCUUGAAUAGGACUAUUUGAAGUCAGGCAGUGUUAAUGGGAACAAAUAAAACCGUCCAAAGACUCUUGGAUGGGGCAAAUGAGGUCUUUUUAAGUGUCUCCCUGAAGAAGUUGUGAGCUUUAGGUGGGAUCUGGGAAAAGCCAUAUUCUUAUUUUGAUUCUAUUGAUAAGAAAGAAGCCGCUCUUCUUUCAGCAUUGGCUUUUAUUGGAGGAAACAUUGUGUCCUAAGUUGGAGGAGAUGAACCAAUCAAAGACAGAAAAGACUGCUACAUAAUGGACAUUUGUGAGGCUCUGACCUUCUCUAACUCUGGUUGUUGGAGCUUUCACCUUAGUCUGGGUCAUGCUGUGUUUCCAGGGAAGCAAGGAAAGGCUCAGUUCACAGACUCCACAUCGCUGCCUAUGCAAAAUGGAGCGGAGUGCUGAGUCCAGCCUGUUCUACGGCUUAUCCAGACCCUGCAGCUAAGCUGGGUUUUGGCCCAAGUGAGCUCGCACGGUACAUUUAGACAGAAGCUAAACUACCAGUCUAGAAUCUCAAUGAGCACCUUCCUGCAAGACAGAAUGUUUGAUUUGAAAAUGGGGGUAAGAGCUCUUCCAAUUUGUGGUAGAUGGGAGAAGGAUGGGAGAAGGAGCUACAAAUCUGUUAAAAGAGUUUUUUUCUGAUCUUCCAAAAAGGCAACAAGGAGUUUGCAGGUGUCAAGUCAGUUUAGAAGAGAACAUACUGCCAGUGCACCUGAGAAAGUGCAUCUGCUGUAUUCAGGCUGAGGGUAUGGAGAAGAGUGAAAGGGAAGGGGAUCCCCCAGUGAGGAAGCUGCUGGCUCUCCCUUCCUCCGAUCCCAACACCACAUCUUCCUCAGAGACCCAUAUAACUAAGGUUUCCCACCUAUUUUAUUACUAUUUUGAAUGUAUUUGGAGAGGGCGGUACUCAAUGCUGCUUAGGAAUCAGGAUGUUCCAGCCUGUUGAUUAAUACAUUAAAGCUCUGAAACUGUGCAUGUA
This is a messenger RNA of Sus scrofa (pig), 3471 nucleotides long. It is a transcript of the gene KCNJ1, whose product is annotated as potassium inwardly rectifying channel subfamily J member 1. Gene Ontology annotation, biological process: potassium ion import across plasma membrane; regulation of monoatomic ion transmembrane transport. The record is from RefSeq and is a predicted model, not a curated record. Gene Ontology annotation, cellular component: plasma membrane. NCBI's taxonomy places the organism in Eukaryota, Metazoa, Chordata, Mammalia, Artiodactyla, Suidae. Gene Ontology annotation, molecular function: ATP-activated inward rectifier potassium channel activity.